Anolis carolinensis (green anole) is the source of this 4230-nucleotide messenger RNA. It is a transcript of the gene klhl8, whose product is annotated as kelch like family member 8. Bases 345 to 2198 code for a protein of 617 amino acids. NCBI's taxonomy places the organism in Eukaryota, Metazoa, Chordata, Lepidosauria, Squamata, Anolidae. The transcript is spliced from 10 exons. Gene Ontology annotation, molecular function: protein binding. The record is from RefSeq and is a predicted model, not a curated record.
CGGUUUUGUACUUCAACUCCCAGAAAGCUCCGCCAGUGUAGCCAACGGUGUGGCAUUCUGGGAGCUGAAGUUCGGAAAUUAUCCGAACGCGUUCUAUUUAACGCGAGUGCGCCUGCGCGGCGAGGUUGCUCGCGCUCUGAGCGUUUAUCAGCAGCUCCUCGGCAGUCGCGGCUCGGCGGAUGCAGGGGAAGUAACGGCUGGUGAUGAGAAGGAAAGGCGGGGCUGGUAAAUCAGAAAGUGACGAUUACACUCAGGACUGGAUAUUUAAUCUGAUUUGCUUGGCAAAAUGUCUGCCUUGGCUCCUUAUAGAGAUUGACAACAGAUUUGGAAGGAGAUAGCAGCUAAUGGCUUCUGACUGUAUGGUCCCAGAGCAAGCAAAACAUCGUGUGGUUAAAGGGAAAAGGCAGCAGCAGUAUGAAAGGUCGCCUCUGAACAGUGAUGCGGAAGAAGAGACAUUUGUGUUUGAAGCAAAUGAAGCCUGGAAGGAUUUCCACAGUUCUCUCCUUCACUUCUAUGAAGCUGGGGAACUUUGUGAUGUUACACUAAAGGUGGGGUCGAAACUGAUUUCCUGUCACAAGCUUGUGCUUGCUUGUGUUAUUCCUUACUUCCGAGCCAUGUUUCUUUCCGAAAUGGCAGAAGCCAAGCAGUCAUUAAUUGAGAUCAAAGACUUUGAUGGUGAUGCCAUAGAAGAUUUAGUCAAGUUUGUGUACUCAUCUCGACUGACUUUGACAGUAGACAAUGUCCAGCCUCUCUUAUAUGCUGCCUGCAUUCUCCAGGUGGAAGUGGUGGCCAAAGCUUGCUGUGAGUACAUGAAACUGCAUUUCCAUCCUUCAAAUUGCCUGGCAGUGAGGGCUUUUGCAGAGAGUCACAACCGGGUUGACUUGAUGGACAUGGCGGAUCGCUAUGCUUGUGAACAUUUUGCUGAAGUCGUGGAGUGUGAAGACUUUGUGAGUGUGUCACCUCAACAUCUACAUAAACUGUUGUCUUCAAAUGAUCUGAGCAUUGAGAGUGAAAAGCAGGUUUAUCGUGCUGCAAUUAAAUGGCUCCUUGCCAAUCCACAGCAUCAUACUACGUGGUUAGAUGAAAUAAUUGCACAGGUACGCCUGCCUCUGUUGCCCAUUUGCUUUCUUAUGGGAGUGGUGGCAAAAGAAGAGAUUGUCAAACAGAAUCUAAAAUGUAGGGACUUGUUGGAUGAAGCAAGAAACUACCACCUUCACUUGAGCAGUCAUACAGUACCAGAUUUUGAAUAUUCUGUCAGGACUACACCGAGGAAGCACACAGCCGGUGUCCUUUUCUGUGUUGGUGGUCGAGGUGGAUCUGGUGACCCUUUUCGCAGCAUUGAAUGCUACUCAGUAAACAAUAACAGUUGGUUUUUUGGUCCUGAGAUGAACAGUAGACGGAGACAUGUGGGUGUCAUCUCUGUGGGAGGUAAAGUGUAUGCAGUAGGCGGGCAUGAUGGAAAUGAACACUUAGGCAGUAUGGAAAUGUUUGAUCCUCUGUCAAAUAAAUGGAUGAUGAAAGCAUCAAUGAAUACUAAAAGGAGAGGAAUUGCUCUUGCCUCGCUUGGAGGCCCCAUCUAUGCCAUAGGAGGCUUGGAUGAUAAUACUUGCUUCAGUGAAGUGGAGAGGUACGACAUCGAAUCAGAUCAGUGGAGUGGAGUUGCACCUAUGAAUACACCUCGAGGAGGAGUUGGCUCUGUGGCUCUGAUGAACUAUGUAUAUGCUGUCGGUGGGAAUGAUGGUGUUGCUUCCCUUUCCAGUGUGGAAAAGUAUGAUCCUUACCUGGAUAAAUGGAUAGAAGUAAAAGAAAUGGGCCAGCGAAGAGCUGGCAAUGGAGUUAGUGAGCUCCAUGGCUGUUUAUAUGUAGUAGGUGGCUUUGAUGACAAUUCUCCACUUAGCUCUGUUGAACGAUUUGACCCUCGCAGUGGAAGCAAGUGGGAAUAUGUAGCAGAGCUCACAACUCCUCGAGGUGGAGUUGGCAUAGCAACUUUAAUGGGGAAAAUUUUUGCAGUGGGAGGACAUAAUGGAAACGCUUACCUGAAUACAGUGGAAGCCUAUGAUCCUGUGGCGAACAGAUGGGAGCUUGUGGGUUCUGUGUCUCACUGCAGAGCUGGAGCCGGAGUAGCUGUCUGUGCUUGUCUUAGCAGCCAAAUCCGUGACAUGGGUCAUGGGUCCAGCAAUGUUGUGGAUUGCAUGUGAAUUGGGGAAAGCCAGAAAUCACUGCGAAAUGUUACAGGACUUGCCGACUAUAAUAAGACACUUUGAACUCUUGUACAUGUAUGUAUAAAUAAAUAGUCCAAAACAUUUUUAUAUGACAAGUUAGGGUUGAGUGGCAGCUUUUUCCGAAGCAGGAAAGGUUUAGGAAAAAAUUGAAGAAAAUGUCAGCAUUUGUUUAAAAUAUGCUGCCUUCUGUGUUCAUUGCUGAGAACUUUUGAUCUUCAACAUCUUGUAACUUUAAAGGAUAUUGGAAAAAUAACCAACUGCUUUUUUCAUGUGACUGUACUUUUCCUCAGGUAAGCUCUCAAAAAAUGCUUAUAUUUAAAAACAACAUUUAAAAACAGUCCUCUGAAGAACAGCUUAAGGCUUGUAUAUGUUCAGUUCAGAACUUUUUCCUCCAUGGUUGCACUAUGCAGACCUAAAGUAACCCAUUGUCGAUUCUUGAAAAGAAAACUGAUUUUUGGAGAAUGCUUAGGAGAUUUGAUUGUUGGACAGAAAUAGCAGCUGUCAGCUUGGCUGAUCUUUGGUUUUUCCAAAACUAUGUUAUUUUGGUUCAUUUGCUCACUUGAAUUAAUAUGGCAUGAGAGUACCACCAUAUGCUUCUUUAUAAAAGCAAACAAAGUGUAACAGAAAAUUACUGAUUGCUGAGGAAAUAAUUUCAUCCUAAUUAUGUAUAAAUAUAACAAGUAAUGCCAGAGAGAUUUCAACUGCAUAUUGUCAUCUUUGUGUUUUUAUUGUGUUUAUUGGUGAGCAGUGCAGCUGUUAGACUUGCAAAGUUUGUGUUUUGUGCUGCUCUAUUGUCAGAAUUCUCAUGUUUCUUUCCCCUAUGGGCAUUUGCCCCAGCCUUGGCCAGAAGGCUUUCUUCUUUGUAGCAUGAAAACCAAGCCUGUGACAAUCAUUCAGCAAAUCACUUGAAAGGUAGUAAUAUGUGAAGUGUACCAGCCCUAAAAUGUCCGUGGAAUAUCUACGUUAUUGGCUUUAGAAAAAAACUAUCACAAGUCCUUCCUGAAAUUGUUAACCACCUUUGCUCCCACUGCUGUAGUGCCAGGCUAUUGCUGGUGCUUAUUGGUAGGAUGGGGUACUUUUGUGAUAUCCCUGUAAGAUGCCAACUGUGUCCCCUAUGUAAAUAUCUUCCAAGUUCUGGGUGGAAGACUAUUGUAGGUUGAAGCUGUGGCCAUAUGCUCAAGACUUCUGCAGAAGGAACUGUGUAUGCAGAAGCUUAUUCCUCACCAGCCGAGGCCAGUUGGCCCUCUUUCUGUUUGGACCAUUAAGGGUUUGGAGUGUUGCCACCACAGGAGAAGAAGGGAUGACUUCUGUCAGUGUUUUAUGUGUCAUUAUUACUUGGAGAAAUCACUGCACAGAUUCUGUGCAGAUUUGAUGAGAAUGUUCUUAAUAGGAAGUUAAAUAUUUUGUUUCUGUUUUCAAAACUAAUAUGCUUACUUUGAUGUAGCAAAUCCUUCCUUGUUACUCUCAUUCAAAACAUUUUUUGUCAAAACUACUCUGUAUUUCAUUUGUUCUUAAUGCGCAACCCAUCCAGCUGUGUAUGGGAGAAUGUGUAUCACUUUGUUUUACAAACAAGCAAGAUAGGCCCUUUAGGACAGGAGAAACCUCUAGUGGCAAAAGCUCACAGGCCAAGAAAUACGGUAGAACAUACACAACUUAUAAAGGAAACCAUGCAGAUAGAUUUGGGUGGUGCAGAGUUGUGCAAGAAGAUCAUUAUUUCACAUCUCUCAAAAUGUUCAUCAAGGCCCGGGGAAAGAUUUACCUGACCAAAGCUUUAUGUCCAGAGAAUUUUGGAUGAAUAAGAAAGAACUGGAGCACAAUAGGAGCGUACAAACAUUGUGCUUCUUGGAGAAGAGUAGGGUUUUUUUCUGUGUGUAUUACUGUCACAAAGCCCACAGAUGGCUACCUUACAUUUGCACUUCUAUUUGUGUGAGGCUGAUAUCCAGUGGACAAAAUGAAAUAUUGUGUUGUAUAGAAAGGGGGAAAUUUGUAAUAAAAUGUGUUAAUUGUU